Messenger RNA from Sungouiella intermedia, 504 nucleotides. Lineage: Eukaryota; Fungi; Ascomycota; Pichiomycetes; Serinales; Metschnikowiaceae. The record is from the annotation of a GenBank genome assembly.
AUGCGCACCGAAAUCAUCAACGCUAAAGGCUCAAUUUGCAAGAAAGUCGUCUAUGAAUUAAACGACCCAGCCAAUCUUCCUUGGAUGCGGGACAUCCGCGUGAUAGAAUGGGAAAACGAAUACUUGGAAGUGGAACCUCCAUGUUUACCCAUUGUACGGCUAGGCCGAAGCGUCCUUCACCAACUCCGAAAUUGUGGGGUGCUCGAUGGAUACGACAGCGACAGACAUGCACUUACACACCUAGUGAGUUAUGUAUGUAAACUUGAAAUGUACUUGGACGAUGGAGGCCAAUCUUAUGUCAUUUUGUUGGAGUUAAGCUACAGACUCAGAACACCUUCUAUAACAUGUGUCAGAGGACUAAGCCAAACAGACAUGGUGAAUUACUUGUACGACCGGAUCGUGGCAGGUGGACACAGUUAUGCGUCGGCUGAAAUGAAAAUGAAGUACUUGUUGGUGCUUCACAAGGUAGCGUGUUCUAUUAAUGGACUUCAGGUGCCUAUAUGA